CCCAGGCGCGCGCUGCGGGGACACCCGCAGGGCCCUCCCCCGCCCUUACCUGUGGGAACCUGCACGCGCCCCGGCGCCUCGGGGCGGGCCUGGCCCGCGGGGGCGGGCCCUGGAGGGGGUGGGGCCCGCGGUGAUUGGGCACGGGCGCGGGGCUGCGAGCCUGAGCCGGGCUGCAGGGCAGCGCUGGUUUCACUUCGCUCCGCACCGUCGCCGGGUCAGAGGCUCGUCGGAGCGCCGCCUUCCAACACCCCAGUCGUAGCCGCCGCCACCGGAUCUUUUACCCACCCUGCCAGCCCUGCCCCAUUUCGCGGCUAACACCUCUUCGGACUGCCUGCAUUGUCCCGAUCCCGUCGCCGCCGACUCGGCGCCUUUCCCUUGACCCACCUCCCCCCAAUGUCUGACUCUGAUUCUCGAACUGAGAAACGCAAGAAAAAAAGACCAAAUGGCCAAGCAACCUUCCGAUGUAUGUUCUGAGUGUGACCGAGAAGGGGGACAGUUGCAGCCCUCCGAGAGGCCACGCCAUCAGCUCCGGCCUGGGGCCCCUAGCUCCCUGCAGUCAGAACCAGAAGGUAAUCCGGAAGGCGACCGCUGUCCACACGGCAGCCCGCAGGGCCCGCUGGCCCCAGCGGCCAGCCCCAGCCCGUUUGCUACCAGAUCCCCGCUUUUCAUCUUUAUGAGAAGAUCCUCCCUGCUGUCUCGAUCCUCCAGUGGCUAUUUCUCUUUUGACACAGACAGGAGCCCGGCACCCAUGAGUUGUGACAAAUCAACACAAACCCCAAGUCCUCCUUGCCAGGCCUUCAACCACUAUCUCAGUGCAAUGGCUUCCAUGAGGCAGUCUCAGGCUGAACCUGCAGACAUGCGGCCGGAGAUGUGGAUCGCGCAGGAGUUGCGGCGUAUUGGAGACGAGUUUAACGCGUAUUACCCACGCAGGGUACUUUUGCAUAAUUACCAAGCAGUGGAAGAACAGCCCCAAAUGGUGAUCUUGCGACUGUUACGUUACAUCGUCCGCCUGGUGUGGAGGAUGCACUGACGGGGCCUGUGUAGAGCCGAGCUGUGACCGCCUGGGCCCAGCCCUGGCUCUUGCUGCCUGCCAGCCAGGGAGCAGGCGCAGGAGGACGCUGUGGGGAACAUGAUCUUGACUUCCCCGCUCGCCCAGUGGAAGAGCUGAUGGAGACGUGUUGUGAAUGUAAAUGAGGGCUGACUGCUUUUGUUUUGAUUUUUCUUAAUGUACAAAUCGUGGUUCUUUGGAGCAGGAUUUUAUGCAAGAAUGGUGUUUACAUGCGCUGUGUGAGUUUUUUUCCACCUCCUUUAAUAAGAACAGGUUUUUCAAAAAAGGAAAUGGAAACUUUGUAACCAACUCAUGAAUAAUUUUUGUACUAAAAUUUUAAGAACCUAUUGCCUACUCAGAGGAUUCUGUAAACCUGCAGUGGAAACUGAGCCAGCUAAUGUAUACAGCUGCCUUAGUUUAUUUUUAGAGAUUACUGUACAGAAUUGUUAAGCUGAGCAAGGUCUGACAGGUCCCCUUCCCUUCCUUGCCAUUUCCGCUUUGAUUUUUUUUUUUUUGUAAUUAUUGUUAAUACCUAAAGAAUUUGUAGGGACUGGGACGGAUGGAAGUGGCAGAGGGCCUGCUGUUGAUUGAUGAGCCACUCCUGUUUUGUAAAUAUCUGUUUACCUCUUGAAUGCAGUGGCACCCUGGCAAGCCUUCUGACCAUGCUUGCAGGUUUUACACGGUCUUCUUCCAGGAUGCCCCUCUGGGCCAGCUGUACUUGGGCACAUCUUGAUCCGGAGCCUCCCCAUGAUCAGGAGGAACUGAGGCACAGCAUGAGUUAACGCCUGUGCGUGUCGUACGCAGCUCAGGCCAUCUGUCCAGUACCUGGCUCGCCAGGUGGUCAUUGGGGCUGGUUUUCAUUUAGUCUUGAUGGGCAUAGCAUCGGGAGAUUGUUGAAAAACCAAGAACCAUGGCAACAGCUGACCCAGGAUCAGGGCCUUGGGCACUGUUGGCUUUCCCACUGCCACAGGUGCAGGCUCAGCAGCAGCCCCAGGCAUUCAGGUGGGUACCCUUCUGACCCUCAGCCAGGAGCUGAGAGGGAGGUAUCAAGGGUUUACGUCCAACCCAGGCUGCCUGGCCUGUGAUGCCUAACUGUCUACCCUAGCUCAUGUCGGUCUACUUGGAAAUCCAGGCUAAAUUUUCCACUCUCCCCAGCGGGUGGGAGCCUGAACUCUUUCUCUACUCCUCUGAGGUCAGCCCCUUCUAUCUCCACUCUGUGGGAGAUAUUCCAUCUGGGGGCCUGUCCCCUGGAAAGGCAGUGCACAGAGCACCCUCACGUGAGUUAGUCAUUCUAAAGCCAGACAGACCAACAACCAGGGAGACCCAAGAGACAGGCCAGGGAGCAGGGAAAGACUAGGAGGAUGUGUUGCACCUCUGACUUGUGUCAAUCAUGAAAUAACUUUUCCAAAGACCGGCACGAAAGGAAUCAGCUGUGCCAACAACGACUGCAUUGGCUUUUGCCCAGUGGUGGACUGGUAUUUUUACAUUCUUAUUAAAUUGAGGGAAAGAAAUCCAUUCCCUUGUGUUGUCACAGUUUUAUAAAUAUAUGUGUAUGUAUGUACAGCCUGUAUACUUUUUUCUUUUAGAUAGAGAUGAUUUUUUGAUUCCAAAAUGCUUUUUUUUUUAAAUUUUAUUUUCCUUUCCCCAGAAGCAUCCCUGGAGUUUGGGAGUUUCAGAAGCCAUGUGCAAGCACCAGUUGUUUCUUGAUGUGUUCUGAGGUUACUCAUGGGGUCACACACACAGCCUAUGGUUGCAGAAUUGCAGCUGCAGAUCUGCUGGGCGUCACACACCAAAGAUGUACUUGGUUCUGGACUCCCCCUCCCAAUCCCCACCCUGUUCCAUCCCCGGAUCUCCUUACCCACGUGCCAGUCUGUGACUGGAGCACUUUACUCUCUCCCUUCAGCUGCGUGACUCCCCCUCCUCCAGCCGGAGCACCUGCUAACAGGUGCUGGAGGCUCUGGUGGCCACUGUGAGUGUAUGCUGCAAGUGCAUGCUUCCUUCAGCCCAGCAGCACCCUCUCCCCGCCAGCCCCACCCAGGCUCCAGGCUGGCUGGGCAGUGUGCGGCUCCCCAGGUUGUACAAGUAUUAAGGAGUGGGCUGUGGACUGUGGGGCUUGGCAAGGGGCCCCCGCCCCCGUCUCUGUCUCAAUGCCUCUCAAGAGACACAGUAUCUUUCCUGGCUAGGCCUCUUUUAGCUUUUGUUGCUGUUGUUGGUUUUUUAAUUUUUAUAAAAAAAAAAUCCCUUUUUGGAUACAUAAAGCGGGUUUUGUGCCUUGACAACCUCUCCUCGUGUGAGGCUUGUAAAAAGUGUCCUGUGACUUUGCACCAAGAUGCAAUAAACACACACACACACACACACACACACACACACAGGGACUUCAUAAGGGAUUCUAGAUUUCCUUCCCAGAAAAAGUUGAUUUAAGAAUUUUUAGUAGGGGGGAGGGAUUAGGAUGGGGAAUUAUGAAAACAUUUUUUAAGACCAUCUUGUGAUUUGGAGAGAAAAAAAUGCAAUGGAAUACAAUUUUCUUCUCUUUUCCCUUCUUAAUAUUGUAUAUAUUUUGACUAUUUAUUAGCUUAGGAAUUCAGAUUUUUUUACUUACCAACUGAGCCAGAUGUUCGUGUGCAAUUGUGUUUCCUUUACCUUUCUUGUAAAAUUUUGUACAUUAUCAAUGAGUAACGAAAAAAAAAAAUCACUGUUUUUCUAAACUUUUUAGAAUCAAGGACUGUAAAUAUUUGUAGAUUUCUUUUUUUUCUGUGUAAUGUGUCCUACUGUUUCAUAAUGCUGUAACUUGUAGAAACAUUGUAUAUUUAUUUUCUGCUUAUUUAAUGUCUUAGGUUCUUGAACGUGUAGACAUCCCUGUCCCCUCCUAGGCCCCCUGCUACUCCACGGACUGCCUUCCCCCUCCAGGUGUGGGGUGGCGACCGGCCCUGCAGCUUGGGUCCCUGCUGUGAACGGUCCAAUAGGUUUCAGUUCUUGGACUCUCCUGCCCUUCGCUUGUAUGUAGAUGCCAAUGAGGUAAACACAAAUCCUGCUGGCUACCAAAUUCCGCUUCGAGAAAUG
Ochotona princeps (American pika) is the source of this 4108-nucleotide messenger RNA. RefSeq names its product BCL2 like 11 (gene BCL2L11). Lineage: Eukaryota; Metazoa; Chordata; Mammalia; Lagomorpha; Ochotonidae. The transcript is spliced from 4 exons. The record is from RefSeq and is a predicted model, not a curated record. Bases 443 to 1030 code for a protein of 195 amino acids. Gene Ontology annotation, biological process: meiosis I.